Acaulospora morrowiae is the source of this 936-nucleotide messenger RNA. The record is from the annotation of a GenBank genome assembly. NCBI's taxonomy places the organism in Eukaryota, Fungi, Glomeromycota, Glomeromycetes, Diversisporales, Acaulosporaceae.
AUGGAUUUAAGUAUAAAGUUAUAUUCUCUUGCUAUUAGCGAGUACGAAUUAAGUGUUAUUCCUAUCGAGGAAUUGAAAAACAAGAAAAAGAUCGGAAGAGGUGCAUUUGGUUCUGUGUUUAAAUGCAAUAUAGACAGAGAUAUCAAAAUGGUGGCAAUAAAAGAAAUAUCUAUCGGUAAUGAUGACGAAAGCGCAUCUAUCAAGAAUUUUCUUAAUGAGUUAAAAUUACAUAGCAAGGCUAAAAGCAAUCGGAUUAUCGAAUUAUUUGGAAUAAGCCAUGAUAUGGACGCAGACUCAUGCUACCUUGUCAUGGAACUUGCUGACGGUCAUCUAAGAAAGUAUUUAUCCGAUAAAAAAGACGAACUCCAAUGGGAAGAGAAAAUAAAAAUUGCAGUUCAAUUAGCAGAAGGUGUGUCUUACAUUCACAAUGUGAUGAAAGUAGCGCACCGAGAUUUGCAUACCAAAAACAUUUUAAUGAAGCAUGGAGACGUAAAAAUAACGGAUUUUGGAUUAUCCAAGAAUCUAAACAGUGUUAUGUCAAGUAAAAGCGAUAUUCUUGGGAUGCUACCCUUCGUUGAUCCUCAAAAAUUAGAAAAUUCUCAUUACAAAACAGACACCAAAUCUGAUAUCUACAGCCUUGGUUUGUUGUUUUGGGAAAUCUCAAGCUGUCGUGUACCAUUUAACAAAUUAGACGCCGCUUUCGUCGUUAAAAAUAUAAUUGAGAAUAAGCGAGAAGAACCUGUAGUUGGAACACCGUUAUCUUUUGUUAAACUUUAUUCCAUAUGUUGGAACGCAACUCCUUCGCUUCGUCUAACCGCAGAUCAAGUCCUUAAGCAAAUAAAAUCUUUAUCUUUUGAGCCAGUUUACAACGGUGUUAACAUCACCAACGAAAAUUCAUCAGAUACAAGAGGUAUAACAAGUCAGACUAUUUUAUAG